GCACUUUCCUGUAAUAAGCUUCCUCCAACCACACUUUCCAAGUCCUUAACAAUAUUCAUUUGCUAACAAAUUAACUUCAUUCAAACUAAGAAAAAUAUGUCUUCUUCUUCUUCUUGUUCUUCUUCUUUGACGGUUAUAUUCGUCGUGUUUUACCUUCUUGUGGUUAGCUCGAAUGCCCAACUAACCACGAACUUCUACUCUAGCUCUUGCCCCAAUCUCCACUCCACGGUGAAAUCUGUCGUGCAAUCUGCUAUUAAUAGAGAGAAUAGGAUGGGAGCUUCUCUCCUUCGUUUGUUCUUCCAUGAUUGUUUUGUUAGUGGAUGUGAUGGAUCACUGUUACUAGACGAUACUUCUACUUUCACCGGUGAAAAGAUGGCUAGGCCCAAUAACGGCUCAGUUAGAGGAUUUGAGGUGAUCGACCAGAUAAAGUCAGCGGUUGAGAAUGCUUGUCCAGGCAUUGUCUCAUGUGCCGACAUCUUGGCAAUUGCAGCUAGAGAUUCUGUUGUCAUUCUUGGAGGACCAAGUUGGAAUGUAAAGCUGGGUAGAAGAGAUGCUAGGACAGCCAGCCAAUCCGCUGCAAACAACAACAUCCCACAACCAACGUUUAGCCUCAGUCAAUUGUUGUCAAGCUUUGAAGAUCAAGGCCUUUCUAUCACUGAUUUGGUGGCUUUAUCUGGUGCCCAUACAAUUGGACAAGCAAGGUGCACAAGUUUCAGGAAUCGCAUAUACAAUGAAAUUGGCUAUAACAUUGACGCGUCCUUUGCAAAAACAAGGCAAGCAAAUUGUCCAAGAUCGAGUAACUCAGGGGAUAACAACUUAGCACCCUUGGACCUCCAAACCCCGACUUACUUUGACAACGAUUACUACAAGAACAUCAUCAGCCAAAAGGGUCUUCUACAUUCUGACCAAGAAUUAUCCAUGAAGGCCCUCACUGAAGGUUACGCCAACAAUCUCGAUACAUUUUUCUCCGAUUUUGCCACCGCCAUGAACAACAUGGGAGAUAUUAAACCGCUCACUGGAUCCAACGGCGAGAUCAGAAAGAAUUGCAGGAUGAUUAACUAGUUUCUUUAAGGAUUUGUAUGAAAUUAAUCCCUAAUUUAUACAAGAAGUUAGAACACCAUAAUUGCAAAAUAAUGGAAUUAUGUGUGAUUCUUCCUAUUUUCCCCUUUUAAUCUCCAUGUAUGGACUCGUGUAAGUCAUAUGGUGUUGAAGUAUAGCCUUCCUAAAUAAUACAUGUGAGUGUCCCACAUUUGUAAAAGAUGAGAGCUAAUCCCUUAAUAAGAGGCUACUCCCUUAUAUAUAUUGCUAUAUACGGAGUAUUUUUAGGGUGGAACCUCCCUCAUUUGAACUUGUAACUAUCUUGAAUUACUGGC
Messenger RNA from Spinacia oleracea (spinach), 1373 nucleotides. RefSeq names its product peroxidase P7-like. The record is from RefSeq and is a predicted model, not a curated record. Gene Ontology annotation, biological process: response to oxidative stress; hydrogen peroxide catabolic process. The transcript is spliced from 4 exons. Bases 97 to 1062 code for a protein of 321 amino acids. Lineage: Eukaryota; Viridiplantae; Streptophyta; Magnoliopsida; Caryophyllales; Amaranthaceae. Gene Ontology annotation, molecular function: peroxidase activity; heme binding.